This is a messenger RNA of Chaetura pelagica (chimney swift), 1686 nucleotides long. RefSeq names its product scavenger receptor class F, member 1 (gene SCARF1). Gene Ontology annotation, molecular function: scavenger receptor activity. The transcript has 13 exons. NCBI's taxonomy places the organism in Eukaryota, Metazoa, Chordata, Aves, Apodiformes, Apodidae. The record is from RefSeq and is a predicted model, not a curated record. The coding region runs from base 1 to 1686 and encodes 561 amino acids.
AUGUCAGAGGGGGAGCAGGAUGCCCAUGGGAAGAAACCCAAGGCUGGCCGGAGGAAGAGGCCGCGCUGUGGGAGGGACGGGACAGACGGAUGUCGGUGCGGGGCUGAGGAGCUGCCGGGACUUGUCCUGGUGUCCCGCCGGGAUGAGGAGCACCCGGCCCAUCCUCUGCCUCCAGCUGUGGCUGUGGCGUGCUGUCCCGGCUGGAAGCAGGAAGGGAGGGAGUGCACGGCUGCGCUGUGCGAGGGGGAGGAGGCCUGCCGAGCAGACGAGGUGUGUGUGAGACCUGGGGUUUGUCUCUGCAAACCUGGCUUCUUCGGAGCAGACUGCAGUUCCCGUUUUAAAGACCAUGGGACCCUUGCAGCUGCCAUCCUUGUCCCUCUCCUGCUGCUGCUGCUCUGCAUUGCCUGCUGUUGCUGUGGAGCUGGCCCAGCAGACGCAAGAGACAGAGCGGCCGUGCCUGAUGAUGGUGUCCUGGCCAGGAUGAAGCACCACGUGCAGGGGGUGCUGGCAAACCUCAGUGCCAUGAUGCCUUGCUUUUCCCUGGGUGGCUACAAACUUCCCAAAGUCACAGCCCUGAGCACUGUGGGGUGCCGGGACCUCCCACCCCGCCCCCGCCCCGCCGGUACCUUCGGGGACGGAUGCCAGUUCCUCUGCCCCGAGUGCGUGUCGGGGACCUGUGACCCGGUGUCGGGAGAGUGUGUGUGCCAGGAGGGGUACUGGGGAGCCAGCUGCAACGACACCUGCCCCGAGGGGUAUUUUGGAGUGAACUGCUCUUCACCCUGCCAGUGUUCCCGGGGGACCUGCCACCCUGCUCGAGGGGACUGCGUGUUGAGUUUUAAAGACCAUGGGACCCUUGCAGCUGCCAUCCUUGUCCCUCUCCUGCUGCUGCUGCUCUGCAUUGCCUGCUGUUGCUGUGGAGCUGGCCCAGCAGACGCAAGAGACAGAGCGGCCGUGCCUGAUGAUGGUGUCCUGGCCAGGAUGAAGCACCACGUGCAGGGGGUGCUGGCAAACCUCAGUGCCAUGAUGCCUUGCUUUUCCCUGGGUGGCUACAAACUUCCCAAAGUCACAGUUUCCCACCACGACACAGAACUCCCCUUCACCCCCAGCUUCAUCGAGCCGCCGUCGGCCGCCUGGGUCUCAGACAGCUCCUUCUCCUCCUUCGACACUGACAACGAGGGACCCGAGUACUCUGUCCCUCCCAGAGAAGGUGACAUCCAUCUGCACGAGGGGGUGUCCCCCCCUGGGGAGGCACUCCCAGACCCUUCUGCCUUCAACUCCGAGGACGUCUCGCUGCCCUUCGACAUCCCCCGCACCUCCAGCAUCGCCAAGGCCAAGCGUCCCUCCGUGUCCUUCGCUGAGGGGACCAAAUUCGGGGCAGUGGAGACCCCCAGCCCCAGUCGGAAGCCCAAAACCCCAUGGGGCCCAUCCAAGCUGUCCCAGCCCCUGGGGGACGCAGCGGCCGAGCUCCCCCCUGAACGGCCAAAAAGCAUCAGGGCUGAAGAAGGGGUCAGAGAUGUUGUAGGUGCCACGGAGAGGGGCAAAAGCCCUGAGCUGGUCCUCAGCCUGGAGUCGAAGGGACAGGCUGCCUCGGAGGAGGAGCCAAAAUACGAGAACGUGACCAGUGGCAGUGCUGAUUCACUCCCCAGCCCUGCCAAGGAGCCACCAGCCCCCCCUGCAGCCACCUGA